Oncorhynchus gorbuscha (pink salmon) is the source of this 3869-nucleotide messenger RNA. RefSeq names its product protein Jade-3-like. NCBI's taxonomy places the organism in Eukaryota, Metazoa, Chordata, Actinopteri, Salmoniformes, Salmonidae. Gene Ontology annotation, cellular component: histone acetyltransferase complex. Gene Ontology annotation, biological process: regulation of transcription by RNA polymerase II. The coding region runs from base 461 to 3079 and encodes 872 amino acids. The transcript is spliced from 13 exons. The record is from RefSeq and is a predicted model, not a curated record.
UCAGUGUAUUCCAAGUGUUGUAUGUUAUCAAAAGAAAUAACUCAGAUAUACAGUUCAAUAUAUUUGACAGAAUAUCACCAGUUUAGUUCAGUACAGUAGCGCAGGCCAAUGCUUUAAUUAACCAGAGACCGUAAAUAUAAAUGCAAUAGAUUUGAAACCGAAGUACAGUGUUGACCAUCCAUCCCCAAGCCCGGCGGAGUCUAUGACCCAGCGGACAGGGUGGUACAAUAGCCCUGUUAUGCCGUAAUGCGGAGAGCUUGCUGCUAACUCUGGGAAAUACUGUCCCCCAAAAAUACCGUUUUACUAAGAGUCUGCGGUGUUUUAUAUGUGAAGAAUUGGGUGAUAGAAAUCACGAGUCUCAAUAAGCUGCAGAAUUUACCGCAGCCCCAAGGGAUGAGAGGAGGGUGGUUGGAGUGCACCAGAGGAAGACUUUUAACGUGACAUUUAUGGAUACGUCAGGAUGAAACGGCUCAGGUCUUCAAGCAGCAGUGACAGUUCUGACAAUGAGAGUCCUUCCACCUCAUUCUGCUCCUCCAACAAGUAUGGAAGCAAACCUGGAACCCCUGCUCCCAUGCCCAAGAAACCAGCAGAGGUGUUCAGGAAAGACCUGAUUAGUGCCAUGAAGCUGCCAGACUCUCACCAUGUCUCCCCUGAAGACUAUUACCUGCUGGGGGACACCUGGAGACAGGAGUGGGAGAAGGGGGUGCAGGUGCCCGCCUUCCCUGAAACCAUCCCACACGCCUCUAUCAGGAACAUAGCGGAGAAGCCUAAGGAGGUGUUGUUCACCCUACAGAAGAGGUAUAUCCAGUGUUGGAGCCAGGCCUCUACAGAGACGGGUUACGUUAACAUCAAGGAGCUGGCUGAGGCCAUGUGCUCUUAUGACCUGGAUAACAUGGACCUCUACUGGCUGCAGGCACUCAACGCUGAGCUGGAACACAUGGGGGAGGGGCCUGUAGACGAGCUGACAAUGGAGCGCACCAUGGAGGCAUUGGAGCGUCAUUGCCAUGACAACAUGAACCACGCCAUCGACACGGUAGAAGGGCUGGGCAUCGAGUAUGACGAGGAUGUCAUCUGUGACGUGUGUCGCUCCCCCGACAGCGAGGAAGGCAACGACAUGGUCUUCUGUGACAAAUGUAACAUCUGUGUUCAUCAGGCGUGUUAUGGUAUAGUGAAGGUACCAGAUGGUAACUGGCUGUGCAGGACGUGUGUCCUGGGCAUCGACCCCCAGUGUCAGCUGUGCCCCAUCAAGGGAGGGGCGAUGAAGGCUACGCGGGCGGGCACCAAGUGGGCACACGUCAGCUGUGCCCUGUGGAUCCCUGAGGUGAGCAUCGCGUGUCCAGAGAGGAUGGAGCCCAUCACCAAAGUGUCUCACAUCCCCCCCUCCCGCUGGUCUCUCAUCUGUAGCCUCUGUAAACUGAAGACUGGUGCCUGUAUACAGUGCUCAGUGAAGAACUGCACCAUCCCGUUCCAUGUGACGUGUGCCUUCGAGCACAGCCUGGAGAUGAAGACUGUCCUGGAUGAAGGAGAUGAGGUGAAGUUCAGGUCCUACUGCCUGAAGCACAGCAAGCCCAAGAACCAGGCCUCCUCCGACCAACCAGCCCCCGGCCUCAGCCCCUGUCAACCAGCCCACAACAAGCAGUCCAAGGCAGGGGAGCCAGGCUCCGAUCUCAGUCCGGCCCGGCCCAAACCCCCCGUAGACCCAGAGAGGGGGGGCCUGAGGGCCCAGAGGUUACUAGAACUAGAGGAGGAGUUUUCUACUCUGAUUCACCCUGAGGAGCUGGCCCUGAACCUGGGCCUCCCUCCCAGCCUGCUGGACUUCAUCUACCAGUACUGGAAACUGAAGAGGAAGAGCAACUUCAACCGUGCUCUGCUGCCCCCUAGUGAGGAGGAGGGUAACCUGCUGCUGUUGCCUCAUGAAGACAGCAUCCACACACGGAUGAGGAUGUUCAUGCACCUCCGACAGGACUUAGAGAGGGUGAGGAACCUGUGUUAUAUGGUGAGUCGGAGGGAGAAGCUGAAACUGUCUCAGAGCAAGGCCCAGGAGCAGAUCUUCAACCUCCACGUCAAACUGCACAACCAGGAGAUCUCCGCUGGUCUGCCGGUGGACAGCAUGUUGUUCCGGCCUCCUCCCAGAAUCACCCUGACGCUGAAGAUGCCCAAAGUGUCGCUGGGUAACGGGAAGACCGGCUCCAAGUCAGUCAACGGCCCCCUGUGUCCAGAUAACAGCGGAAAUGUUCACGAACGUAGUGGGGGGGGUAAAGGAGGAGGGAAGCCUCAGCUCCAUGGGCGAGGCAGGAGAGAGGAGCGCUCCAAUGGCAGUCUACUGUCAACCUCUACCUCAGGUCAGUCAUUUAGAGAGAGCAGUACCACCACUGGUCCAGCACUGACCAACAGCAUGUCCAGAGGCUCAGCCCUGCCUAUCAAAUCUACUGGCAAGCCCCUGACUGGCAAAACCUUAACGGGUAAAACAGUGGUGCUCCAACUGGACCCAGACCGAGCGGGCCACAUCCCCAAAUCCAACGGUGUGAUGGAGAAGAUGGUUGGCGUGACCCAGAAGGACACCGCCUGUCAGACCCCCAGUGAACAGGAAGCUGGUGAGGGGUCAGGGGGCAAGGGCAGCCAGUCAGCCAGCUUCAGGAGGUCAACCAUGGAGCACUUCAGCCGGUCAUUCAAGGAGGCGACGGUCAGUUUGGUGCGGACCACGGAGGACCUGCGGGGGGACAAGGUGUCCCAGGGGGGUAGAGGCUCCAGAUCAGCCCAGGACCGACCCUGGGCCAAACCAGCUCCUGGAGGCCCCCAAGGAGCCAGUGGUACCAGAUCAGCCCAGGACCGACCCUGGGCCAAACCAGCUCCUGGAGGCCCCCAAGGAGCCAGUGGUACCAGACCACCACCCAACCAGGAGAUGGAUGGAUACUGCCCUGACCUGGAGCUCAGUGACUCGGAGCCAGAGGCUCAAGGUCAGAGGUGGAGGCAGGGUAGGGGUGACUCGGGGGGCCAGGCAGGAGGAGACUACAGCAGGGGGAACAGCAGAGGGAAGCAGGGCCUGGGGGGGUCCAGUAGAACCUCAGCACAGAGGUGACAUCCCUGACCCCUCACCUACUGUAGACACUGGCCCCAGUUCUGUCACCGCUCUGUCAUUCCCUCUCUGACUACUGGAGCCCUGACCAGCCAUAGAGCAGCAGGGGCCAAUCGCAGCCAUCUAUUGGUCAACUGGGACCAGGGCCCCCUACACUGGCUGGGGCAACUAUCUAUUGGUCAACUGGGACGUUGGCCCCCGACACUGACUGGGGCAUCGAUCUAAUGGUCAACUGGGACCAGGGCCCCCUACACUGGCUGGGGCAUCUAUCUAAUGGUCAACUGGGACCAGGGCCCCCCACACUGGCUGGGGCAUCUAUGUAUUGGUCAACUGGGACCAGGGCCCCCUACACUGGCUGGGGCAUCUAUCUAUUGGUCAACUGGGACCAGGGCCCUCUACACUGGCUGGGGCAUCUAUCUAAUGGUCAACUGGGACCAGGGCCCCCUACACUGGCUGGGGCAUCUAUCUAUUGGUCAACUGGGACCAGGGCCCUCUACACUGGCUGGGGCAUCUAUCUAAUGGUCAACUGGGACCAGGGCCCCCUACACUGGCUGGGGCAUCUAUCUAUUGGUUAACUGGGACCAGGGCCCUCUACACUGGCUGGGGCAUCUAUCUAUUGGUCAACUGGGACACAUACAGACAGGAGGACUGAUGCAUGGUGGGGGUCCAGAUCAUCACCUCAAUGGGACUGGGACGUUUGUCCUCCUGUUACGGAUCCUCUAUCUCUCUCCAUGCUCGCUGUGAGCGGAGCAGUGUUGUACUAUCUUCUGAGAUUAAACCACUUGUCUGUUUA